AUGGCUCUGCUCUCAGCAGGGGGCCAGCCGUGGCUGCUGCUGCAGCUGCUGCUGCUGCUGCUCUUUGUUGGACUCGUAGGUAAAUCUGGGGCCCAACUCAGAGUGCAAUCCCCCAAACGGCUCUUGGAUAAACUCGUCUCAAUACAGGCAAUAUCUGAAGAGAACUUCUACACCAUCAUCGGCUCCACCGCCUCCUUUGGUACCCCUGCAUACGGCACUACACUGAGGGGCAGAGCCUUCUACACCCCCCACGAGCGACGCGAGGAGGCAGAUAUGACGGAGACGGGGCUACACUGUGACACCUCGUACUGCACGCGCCUGAAGGACGACAUUGACGACUGGAAGAGCACCGCGGAACAGGGGGGACUCGCCAAGCUUGCUGCGGUGCAGCAGCAGCAGUUCGAGCAGCAGGAGUUGCAGCAGCAGCAGCAACAGGUUCAUCUUUUUUACAGCCGUGUGGUUUGUUCGUUGCUGCGGCAGGUUGUGUUGGUCGUCGAUCGAGGACUGGACCCGGGGGAUGAUACGCCACAACAUCAUCAUGAGUGA
Messenger RNA from Eimeria mitis, 546 nucleotides. RefSeq lists its product as uncharacterized. The transcript has 4 exons. Lineage: Eukaryota; Apicomplexa; Conoidasida; Eucoccidiorida; Eimeriidae. The record is from RefSeq and is a predicted model, not a curated record. Bases 1 to 546 code for a protein of 181 amino acids.